AUGUAUGCGCUCGCGUGUGUAUGGCUUCUGGUAUGCGCCUGCUUGGUAGCCGCCAAGCAUCCUGGCGCUCCUACGGCCACACACACCUCCUUGAGGGCGGCCACGCCGACUACCGUGCUGCAAGCACGCGCAGAUGAUGAUACCCUUCAGGCCGGCGGCAUAACCAUCACAGAGCCUGCGCAAACCGCGCAGCAAUCCUUUUACAAAAUUGCACCGCAUGAAUCCAUCACUUUCGGCUGGCAAUUUACCUCGCUCACCAAGACACCGGCUCGCCUAUUUGUCGCGGCGUCCUGCUCAGCUAACGGCAACACAUACCCCAUAGCCCCCUCGCCUAGCGGCAUUCCCGGUGAUGCUACGGCUGUGACGUGGUAUCCCUACGGCUACCGCCUUGAUGCGCAGGCGCACGGCCAGCCGGAUCUUGUGGCGGCUACGUACCGCCUCAUUGUUUACGACGAAAACGGACCUGACCAUGUUCCUCGUGGUGGAGAAUUCCAGGUAAACAACAUGGCCCAAUUUGCUCUCUAUUUCCCCCAAGCCUAUACCCCUCUCUCUGGUACAUUGGUCCUGCAACUCUUGUAA
Messenger RNA from Malassezia pachydermatis, 579 nucleotides. RefSeq lists its product as hypothetical. The record is from RefSeq and is a predicted model, not a curated record. Lineage: Eukaryota; Fungi; Basidiomycota; Malasseziomycetes; Malasseziales; Malasseziaceae. Bases 1 to 579 code for a protein of 192 amino acids. The transcript is spliced from 2 exons.